Formica exsecta is the source of this 2586-nucleotide messenger RNA. RefSeq names its product cytochrome P450 9e2-like. The record is from RefSeq and is a predicted model, not a curated record. Gene Ontology annotation, molecular function: monooxygenase activity; oxidoreductase activity, acting on paired donors, with incorporation or reduction of molecular oxygen; iron ion binding. The coding region runs from base 312 to 1859 and encodes 515 amino acids. The transcript has 2 exons. NCBI's taxonomy places the organism in Eukaryota, Metazoa, Arthropoda, Insecta, Hymenoptera, Formicidae.
AGCUGCAGUCAGUCUUCACAUUUAGUGCGUGAUACACGUAUCUAGAUAGUAUGUUGGAAUUAUAAAAUACCGUCUGCUGAUUGUGAAAAUUUAACUUCUAAUCUUGAUAAAAACUUAAAAACAAUAACAAAACUAAUGAAUUGCAUUUAAGUGCAGCUUUAUCUGUUUAUAGUGUAAUUAUUUUUAAUUGAUAUUUUUCUACAUUUUUUUUCAAAUAAUGUAGAAACUGUUUAUUAUCUCGAUAAAAACUAUAUUGGAAAAACGUUACAAUAACGUUCUUUUCUCGCGUAAUCAAUCGGAAAAUCAGUGUGAUGGAGCUCUCUACUUUAAUUCUGAUUAUUAUCACGACAUGUAUCUGUCUAUAUUAUUUUAUCCUGAGUAAGCUGUCUCAUUUCAAGCGGCUAAAGAUCCCACAUGUACGGCCCACUCCAUUAUUGGGCCACCUGGCGCCCUUUAUUUUCCGACGUUUGUCUCUGGAAGAAAACGUUCGCAAAAUAUACAAUAUAUUCCCGGACGUGAAGUAUUUCGGUUUCUACGAGUUUAUGACGCCAGUCUACGUAAUUCGUGACCCGGAAUUGAUCACCACAAUUGCCAUCAAAAACUUUGACAGUUUCUGCGAUCAUCGUGAUUUAUUUAACAAAGAAACCGAACCGUUAAUCAGUAGAAAUCUAUUCAGCAUAAACGGCGAUCAUUGGCGUGAAAUGCGGAAGCUUCUCAGUCCUACUUUUACAUCCGGAAAAAUAAAGAUAAUGUUCAAACUGAUGUGCGAAUGUGCGGAGAAUCUUACCGAUUUCUUGACGACCGAUUCUGGAAAUAUCGGCAAGACAUACGAUAUGAAAAAUGUGCUGAGCAGAUACUCCAACGACGUAGUGGCUACGUGUGCUUUCGGCAUAAGCGUAGAUUCGUUUAAGCAUCCAAACAACGAUUUUCUUUUUCUCGCCAAGGAAGCCGCGAAUUUCACCAGUAAUCCUAUCAAACUCUUAAUUAAUAAAAAUUUUCCACUACUCGGAAGACUUCUCGGAUUGAAAAUAUUUAGCUCAAAAAUAAAAAGUUUCUUCAAAGAGAUUAUUGCUGAUACAGUGAAGACUAGGGAUAAGCAGAAAAUUAUUCGUCCAGAUAUGAUUCAUCUGAUGAUGGAGAAAAGAGAUAAUGAUCACGGUUUUACGAUGGACAUCGACGAGAUGACCGCUCAGGCGUUCGUCUUUCUCGUCGCUGGAUUAAAUUCAACAUCAUUAGCCAUGUGCUUUCUGACACAUGAAGUCGGAAUCAAUUUUGAUGUCCAGAACAAAGUGAGGGCCGAGAUUGACGAUAUUCUCGCUCAAACAAACGGCAAACCCACUUUUGAAGCUAUCAGCCAAAUGAAGUAUUUAGACGCUGUGAUAAAUGAAACCCUUAGAUUGUAUCCAGUGGGAGGUUUUCUCGACAGAAUAUGCGUCAAAGAGUUUAAAUUACCACCAGCGACUUCGGAUGGCGAACCGAUCACGCUGAAGCCCGGAGACAGCAUCUGGUUUCCGCAUUACGCUCUGCAUCGCGAUCCCAAAUAUUAUUCUCAGCCGGACAAGUUCGAUCCCGAUAGAUUCUUGAACGGUGAAGUAGACAACUCGGUCUACAUGCCGUUUGGUAUCGGGCCCAGAAUAUGCAUAGCUACCAGAUUUGCUCUGAUAGAACUGAAAAUUAUGUUAUUUUAUCUGUUAUGGCGUUGCGAUCUCGAACCCGAUACUAAAACUAAGAUUCCUAUGGUAUUCAGCAAAGAGGCUUAUUUUAUGACGGCAGAGGGCGGAUUCUGGUUAAAAUUGCGAGCGAGGAAUUUGAAGGCUCUUAUUACAUCCUUAUCGAAUAAAAAUAUAUGCGUAGAUUAACCAUAUUUGUAAGACAUGAAAUUUCAGGCAUAAAAUUGUAUUUAAAGUAUAUCUUUUAAAUUAGUGAAUCCAUAUAAUAUACACAGUUUUUUCUCGCUUAAACAUUUGAUACAGAAAGAUUCAAUAGAGAGUUUAAAUUGUUUUGGUGGUACAAUUGUACGAUAUUUUUUCAGCAAUUUGUAAGAAAAAAUAAUUAUAAAAAUUAAAAAUUAAAUAAGUCAAAGAUUGAAAAUUUCAGUAUAAAAGCAUUUUUUUCUAUUUGCUAUUAACUCUCAUAUGUAUGUUAAGUAUUGAAUUUAAUGCAUUUAUGCCUUCUUUGAAUAUGGUAUCUAGGAUUAUACAAUAAAAAAUGUUAUUUUGUAAUUUUGAGAACUAUACAUGAUAGAUUAAAUAAUUUUUAUAUUAUUUCUAAUGUGUACACACAUGAGAAAUAAGUCAUAUAUAUGGUACAUUCUCUUAAUAAAGAAGUAAAUACAAUAUAUUUAGUAGCAUGACAUAAAUAAUCCCACGCGACAUUAUUAAAAGAUACGUCUUUUUGUUUUAUUACUUUUGUUUAAUAACUAAAAAGUGUUAUAAAACGUAUAGUAUAAGUAUAUAUUUAAUGAAGGACCCUCUUUGAUUGUCACAUAGAAGUUUGGUUAUGGUACUGUAUCUAUGAAACUAUAAAUAUUGUAAAUAUUUAUCAUUUACUAUAUUAUAAUAGCAAUAAAACUGCACGAAUAUAAGA